Cavenderia fasciculata is the source of this 1923-nucleotide messenger RNA. RefSeq names its product putative histone-like transcription factor (gene nfyC-2). The record is from RefSeq and is a predicted model, not a curated record. The coding region runs from base 1 to 1923 and encodes 640 amino acids. Gene Ontology annotation, biological process: regulation of DNA-templated transcription. Gene Ontology annotation, molecular function: DNA-binding transcription activator activity, RNA polymerase II-specific; protein heterodimerization activity. NCBI's taxonomy places the organism in Eukaryota, Evosea, Eumycetozoa, Acytosteliales, Cavenderiaceae. Gene Ontology annotation, cellular component: CCAAT-binding factor complex; nucleus. The transcript is spliced from 3 exons.
AUGAAUCAUUUUAUUACCCAGCAACAACAACAACAGUCAGCCGCCGCAGCAGCAGCAGCCGCUGCAGUGUCUCCAUACACAUACCAUUGUGGGGGUACAUCGUCACCACAGCAACAACACUCACCACUCUUUAAUCCACCCCACAUGUCCACAGAGUAUGUGCAAGCAGCAUUCAACAACAAUGCCAAUUAUGCAGCUGCUGUUUCUGGUCAACACCAACAACAACAAAUGCUGUUCCAUCAGCAACAUCAAAAAGAUCACUUGCAACAACAAUUAAGUCAUUCAGCUAAUCCACUAAUAGACUCUUCAAGUGAUAUUAAUAAUUAUCUCGUCGAUCCAUCCUCUUCCAUCAUGCACAGCGGAACUGCCACAGUGCCACCCAGCCAACACCAGCAACACCACAACGGCCACCAACAGCACCAGCAGCAUCACGGCCACUCAUCGUCGCUACAUGACAGCAACCCCGGCCUCGGCGUGCCACCCAUUCCAUCGACAUUUCCCAAAAACAAUGGUGUAUUCUAUGGAAUCGAUCAUAGUUCUGGACAAUUAAAAUCACCACUUGUUCAUAACCCACAACAACAACAAGGUUCAUUGCCACCACUACCACAACAACAAAGCCAUCUCAUUUCAUCACCAUUAUUAAAUUCAUCAUCUCCAAAUUUAAAUCUUGGACAACCUCAACCACAACAACAUUUACUUCACCACGUACAAUUAAACAAUAGUAACAAUGCUAUACCAUCACCUACCUUGUUGCAUCAUUCGGGCAACUCUCAUCCAACCCCUUCCCAACAACAACAACAGCACCAUAACCAACCAAUUCCUUCACCACAACUUCACCAUAGCAAUAGUCUUCCUCCAACACAUCCAAAUUCACAUGCCAAUCACCAACAACAACAACAACAAACAACCACUCAACUACACCAAAAACUAGAAAACAAUCUCAACUUGUUUUGGCAAAAACAACUCAAAGAGGUAAAGAAGCUUGAUGAUUUUAAAACUGGACAUGAAUUACCAUUAGCAAGAAUUAAGAAAAUAAUGAAAUCUGAUGAUGAAGUUAAUAAAAUAUCAGCAGAAGUACCAUUUUUAUUUUCCAAAGCAUGUGAAUUAUUUAUAUUGGAGAUUACUCUAAGAUCAUGGGUUCAUACAGAAAUGAACAAGAGAAGAACAUUACAAAGAACAGAUAUAUCAAAUGCUCUAUCAAGGUCUGAUACAUUUGAUUUUCUAAUUGAUAUUGUUCCCAGAGAUGAAAUUAGACAAACUAAAAAAUUCUAUGAGGAAUAUAAUAAAGGAGGAUUUAUUACAGCAGAGUAUAUGCAAUUUUUACAACAUUUGGCAGACCAACAAAAUGGCAGUGCAAUUAUGGCUAGUCAUGGAAUGGGUAUGAAGAGAUCAGUGUCAAUGGAGAAUUGUGAGUCUGAUGACAUGAGUCCCAUGUCGAGCAGUCCCAAGAAACGUAGUUUCUCACACGACUUUACAAUGAGUGAUUAUGCGCACCAACAACAACAACAACAAAACCAAAUGUACUAUUAUCAGCAACAAAAUGCUUUAAAUGCACAUCAUCAUCAUCAACAACAACUUCAUUCUUCUGCCAAUGCAAUCAUGGUGAAUAAUAACAGUAACAAUAACAAUAAUAAUAAUAAUGUUCAACCUGCUGGUUCAUCAAGUAACAAUAACAGUAGUAAUGGUACAAAUACACCAACCGGUCAUCCAUCUCCUCCAUUUCAACAACCUCCUCUUCCUCAAACACCUACCAGUACCAACAAUGCCGUAAUGAAUCUACCAAAUAUUUUAAAUAGUAAUGGUGGUGGUGCAAAUACCAACAACAUUCAAAUGGCAAAUAAUCACCAACAACAACAACAACAACACCAUUUAAAUACUAGUCAAAAUAAUAAUUCUUUUUUACAUCAAUAUUAUGAUGCAUAG